AUGACAAGAGAGCUCUACCUCUGUCUCAAAGCGUGUUAUGACCAGGUUGAGCCCACACCGAUCAACCCGGCUUGUUGUUUAAUUGAGAUGGCCAACAGGGACAAGCCUGCGGUUGGCCAAUUUGAAGAUAUUGGCAAUGAGGUCAUUCACGAAGCUGGCAGGACGGCCACCAACCCAUUGCUCAUCGAGGGCCCCCCACACGCAGCUCCGGGCAGCUCCGCAAGCCACCCCGUAAUCAUUCCUGACACUCCCAAUCCACCAAUGGCGUCCAUAUUCAUCACCAAGUCAAUAGUUCACAAACUGCUCUGUAUGAUGUCGGGAAUUGUGGAGCGGUCUGAAUCCCAGUUAGCCAACUUCAAGUCAAAUAUCAAGUGCAAAGAGCAAUCCUUCCAAUCCUCCUACAUGUCUUUGGUUCAAAACCACAAACAAGAGAUGGAUCGCUUACUUGCCAGCCAGAUGGCCAAGUUGGUUGUGCAGACACAGAAGCUGGCCCAGGCGCACCAGGAGAUCCGCAACUUGCAAUCCAAAAUGGCAAAGGUGACCGAUGGAUUUGAUUUGAGCUGGUGUCGUUCCACCCACUAG
Puccinia triticina is the source of this 582-nucleotide messenger RNA. RefSeq lists its product as uncharacterized. The transcript is spliced from 2 exons. NCBI's taxonomy places the organism in Eukaryota, Fungi, Basidiomycota, Pucciniomycetes, Pucciniales, Pucciniaceae. The coding region runs from base 1 to 582 and encodes 193 amino acids. The record is from RefSeq and is a predicted model, not a curated record.